AUGCGAAUAGUUAUUACGAUAGCUACUUUGAGUAUCUCAGAAAAGCCGCGUGUGUUCCCGCUCGUGGAUGAUCAUGGAACCUCCGCUGUCAGCAGCAGCGCUGGCGAUCUGUCGCCGUCCAUCGCCAGCCGCACUGCGACGUCGCUCGCUGUUCGCAGCAGCGUCGCCGCGCGCGGCCCUGGCGGUCGCUCGUCGGUCAGUGGCAUGGUCGCGACUGUGUUUGGCGCCACGGGCUUUCUGGGGAGAUACGUGGUGCAGCAGCUAGUCCCAAGUGACGAUACCCCUUUCCAUUCCCCCUCUCUCUCCCUCACAGCCCGCUCUGGCUCGCAGGUGAUGGUGCCCUAUCGCUGCCUGGAGGGCGAUCACAGGCACCUCAUUCCGUUCCUCUCACAUCCCCUCCAUAUCUCCCAACCUCCCUCUCUCUCCCACCCUCUCGCGCUCUCCCCCUUCACAGCCCGCCCUGGCUCCCAGGUGAUGGUGCCCUAUCGCUGUCUGGAGGGCGAUCACAGGCACCUCUUUCGUUGCCUCUUCUACCCUCCAUAUCUCCCAACCUCCCUCUCUCUCCCACCCUCUCGCGCUCUCCCCCCUCACAGCCCGCUCUGGCUCCCAGCACGCUCUGGCUCGCAGGUGAUGGUGCCCUAUCGCUGUCUGGAGGACGAUCACAGGCACCUCAAGCUGUGUGGCGACCUGGGGCAGGUGGUGCCUGUUCCGUUUGACGUGAGGAGCGAUGAGAGCGUUGCUGCUGCUAUUGCCAAGUCGAAUGUUGUCAUCAACCUCAUCGGCCGUGACUUUGAGACGCGCAACUUCAGCUUUGAGGACAUCAACAUCUCAGCUCCUCAGCGCAUUGCCAGGAUCGCCAGGGAGCAUGGCGGCAUCGCACGCAUGGUGCACCUCUCUUGCCCGGGCGCCGCUGAUUCAUCUGCUCCCAUUCCUCUUCUCACUCCCCUUCCUUCCCGUACAUCAACCCCCUCCCCCCUUCAGAUCGCCAGGGAGCAUGGCGGCAUCGCACGCAUGGUGCACCUGUCCCGCCUGGGCGCUGCUCCCCACAUGUCCAUUCCCCUGCUUACUCUCCAUAUCUCGUGCUCCAUGCCCUCUUGUGCACCCUUCAUCAUCCCCCUCAGAUCGCCAGGGAGCAUGGCGGCAUCGCACGCAUGGUGCACCUCUCCUGCCUGGCCGUUGCCCCCCCACACAUUAAUAGUCCCCCUCGCAUUAAUAGUCCCCCUCGCGUUUCCCCCUUUCCCCCUACCCCUUGUCAUCCACAGAUCGCCAGGGAGCAUGGGGGCAUUGCAAGGAUGGUCCACCUCUACUGUCUGGGCGCUACUCCUUCCCACGCGCGCAUUUCCCAACCUCUACUCUACGCCCCUCACCCCCCUCCCCGCCUCCUCCCUCCUCUCAGAUCGCCAGGGAGCAUGGCGGCAUUGCAAGGAUGGUCCACCUCUACUGUCUGGGCGCUACUCCUUCCCACGCGCGCAUUUCCCCAACCUCUACUCUACGCCCCUCACCCCCCUCCCCGCCUCCUCCCUCCUCUCAGAUCGCCAGGGAGCAUGGCGGCAUUGCAAGGAUGGUCCACCUCUACUGUCUGGGCGCUACUCCUUCCCACGCGCGCAUUUCCCCAACCUCUACUCUACGCCCCUCACCCCCCUCCCCGCCUCCUCCCUCCUCUCAGAUCGCCAGGGAGCAUGGCGGCAUUGCAAGGAUGGUGCACCUCUCCUGCCUGGGCGCUGCUCCCAUCGCUCCACUCACCCUCAACGCCCUUCCCCAACCCCCUCCUUUCCCCAACCCCCUCCUUUCCCCAACCCCUCACCAUGCCAGGUCGCCAGGGAGCAUGGCGGCAUUGCAAGGAUGGUGCACCUCUCCUGCCUGGGCGCGGCUCCUCACGCGCCCUCCAAGCAGCACCAGACCAAGGCGCUGGGGGAGGCAGCAGUGCUGGCGGAGUUCCCACAGGCCACCAUCCUGAGGACGGGCCCUCUGGCCGGCACGGAGGAUCGCCUGCUCAACAGCUGGGCGCUCAUGGCCAAGAAGUUCCCGUUUGUCCCCGUUAUAGCAGGCGGCAAGACACUUAUUCAGCCAGUGUACGUUUUGGACGUGGCAACGGCAGUCAACGCCACCGUCACUGACGACGGCAGCAGCUGUGGGCAGACGUUCGAGCUGGGCGGGCCGGAAGUGCUUCAAAUCAGGGACCUGGUGAACCGUGUCUUGGAAACCAUUCGCCAGCACUCCUCCAUUCUCAGCGUCCCUCUUCCUGUCGCCCGGGCCCUCGCCACGCCACGGGAGUUCCUUCUCCACCGCGUGCCAACGCCCAUCCCCAGCCCCACCAUGUUCACGCUCGAUUACAUCAACUCGCUCUCCUUCCCGCACAUCGUCUCACCCAACGCGCUCACAUUCAAGGACCUUGGGAUCAUCCCCCAUCCCCUCACGGGUCUCACAAUCGACUACCUCUUCGCGUAUCGCAGCGGCGGGCCGCAGUACGGCCAGACUGUCGGGGAGAAGACUUCUCUGAACCACCCCCCCCCCCCCCCCCAAUUUUCCCCUGCCUCUCUCCCCCCCGCCGGAAAAAAAACAAGGCAUCGGCCUGGCAUUGGUGCGUGGGUUCCUGAGGGCGGGAGACAGAGUCGUGGUUGUGGUGCUGGUGGUGGUGUGGUGUGUCCUCAACUUGUUAUCUGCCUUUCCCCUGCCUUCCUCUCCCCUAUUCCUUCCCCUCCCCAUCCUCACCCUUCCUCCUCCCCCAAUCAAGGCAUCGGCCUGGCAUUGGUGCGUGAGUUCCUGAGGGCGGGAGACAGAGUCGUGGUGUGCUCACGAUCAGGGGAGAGGGUGGACGAUGUGGUUGCUCAACUGCAGAAGGAGUUUGGCAAAGAGAACGUGGUGUUCUCGCUGCUCUUCGCCGUUCCGUCACUUACCUCCUUCACUUCCCAUAUCCCACCGCACUCCUUCGCUUCGCAAACCUACUGCGCCCCACCACACCCCUCCCCACUCCAGGGCAUUGCAUGCGAUGUCUCUAAAGGGGACGAUGUGAAGGCUCUGGCUGACUUUGCAGUCAAAUCCCUUGGCUCUGUGGAUGUGUGGAUCAACAACGCAGGCUCCAACGCGUACGAGUACGCACCCCUGGUGGAGGCGGGGGAUGCAGCUAUCGAGGAGAUAGUGCGAACCAACGUGCUGGGCGUCAUGCUGUGCUGCCGCCAGGCCAUGCGGCUGAUGAGGGAUCAACCCGGUGGGGGCCACAUUUUCAACAUGGAUGGUGCUGGGGCUGACGGCAAUGCUACUCCGCGGGAGCAGCCUAGAGGGGGCCACAUAUUCAACAUGGACGGUGCUGGUGCCGAUGGCAACGCCACUCCGCGCUUCGCAGCGUACGGAGCAACCAAGCGCAGCCUCGCGCAGUUCACCAAGUCAUUGCAAGCGGAGCUCAAGAUGCUCAAGCUCCCCAAUGUCGUCGUGCACAACCUCUCGGUAUGCUCCUGCCACUCCCCGUGCCAGCGUUCCUGCCCAGCUGCAGAGUACCACCAAGCACAGUUUCGCUCACUUCACCAAGUGACUCCCGCGGAGCUCAAGAUGCUCAACCUCCCCAACGUGGUCGUGCACAACCUCUCGACGCUCAAGCUCAACCUGUCAGAGCUCAAGAUGCUCAAGCUCCCCAACGACGUGGUGCACAACCUCUCGCUUCCCAUCAGCCCGCCCGGCAUGGUGACCACAGACCUGCUCAUGUCAGGCGCCAACACUCCGCAGGCCAAGUUUUUCAUCAACGCCCUGGCAGAGCCAGCAGAGGAGGUCGCGCAAUUUCUCGUGCCACGAGUGAGAGAGGUGCCUGCUAGCAGAUCCAACACCUCUACCUACAUAAAGUUCCUCACCAAGCCAAAAGCCUUCUCGCAAAUAUUCCAGCGUGCCCUCUUCGGCCAAAGGAAGAAUCGUUACGUGAAAGAAGACUGA
This is a messenger RNA of Closterium sp. Naga37s-1, 3921 nucleotides long. The record is from the annotation of a GenBank genome assembly. NCBI's taxonomy places the organism in Eukaryota, Viridiplantae, Streptophyta, Zygnematophyceae, Desmidiales, Closteriaceae.